UGUCACGACGUUAACAAACGAAGGAUCCAGCCCAAUCUUCUCCCGAGCUUCCCUCGUGGCCGUCUCUCUGUCAUCUGUGUUGCCAUCCUCCUUCCCGGCAACGACACUUCACCUGCAACAAUAAUUCACCUCGUCUUAUAAAAUUCAAACAAGGAAACAUUAGAGUUUCACUUUCCUCGUACUGAGUGAGUAGAGAGCGCACCAUCGCUUUCGAAGAGACAGACGAGCACCGCAGCUCUCUUGGGCUUGAAUUAUUCUGGGUGAGCAAUAAUUGCUGCCGAUGAUUCUGCUAUACCCACCUAUGAAAUUUCCUUCCCUGCACUUCCUUCGAUUGGUUUCUUCUCGAUACCAUCGUCGUCGUUGAAGGAAGGUGGAGGUUUGUAGAGACAGAGCUGUUGGGCUAAAUUUAUAAGUCUUUGUGAACCUCUGAUGUAGUUAGAAUCCACAAGAUGAGAGACAGAAUUGGGAACUGAAGAUGGUGGAGUGGUAGUCAUUGACAAUAUCCCCACCCCCAGCGAACCUCCAACUGCCCCUCUCCUCCCCUGCCCUCCUUCCUCAAUACCUUCCAUCGCCCCGAGAACAGACCAGGGGUAAAAUGGGAAUUAAAGGAAAAAAAAUAAGAAACCUCAGACUUUAGUGCCGUUACCGUUCUGUCCUAUACUUGAACCUUGCUUUUGCCCAGAGCGAGUGGGCGGAGAAGACGACGGAGCAAAACCAGCUUGUGUACAAUGUCACAGGACUGGUGUGAUGGUCUGGGCACCUGCCAUGUGUUUGACUGUUUAAAAUUUUCUGUCCUCAAAAGUAAUGCAUAAAAGGAUCAAAAUGGAUGACCCUAUGAGGCAAUUGCAGCAGAGCUUAAUUGAGGUUGAGACUGAAGCUGAGAGACUUCUUUUGGCGAGACAUCAGCUAGUUGAAAAUGAUAGAGCUAGAAAUGGAAAUAGAGAGGCACUGACAGCACUUCGGAAGAGAGCUCGAACUGCAAAAACCAGUGUGCCAUCCCCUUUUGAGUCAAUAAUGAGGGAGAUCAAAGAUCCUGAAUCAAGGCCAUUGGUGAAGGAGGUUUGCACCACAUGCGGAAAUCAUGAUUCAAAGGAGCAUACUUGGAUGAUGUUCCCGGGGACAGAUGUCUUUGUACGGAUUCCAUUUCACGCAGCUCAUACUAUAUUGGAGAAAGAUCAAGAACGACUUGACUAUGAUACGAAGAAACUACAAAGCCUUGUGAAGGAGAAGUCUCUUUGGAUUUCAGAAAUGGGUGUUCUUGCCGACAGUAUUGGUCCAGGUACACUUAAAUCGCUGGUUACAUUAACUGAUAAAUCAAAGUAAGCUUUGUAAGGCAAAGUAACAGUCCAGCCCCCAACCCCCCCCCCCCCCCCACCCUUUUUUUUUUCUUUCAUCUUUUACUCUAGUGAUAGCUAGGUCUCUUAGGAUGUGACUUUUCUAGGAUUUGGGGGGGGGGGGGGGGGGGGGGGUUGGGGGUUUAUUUGUGGUCAUUCUUCAGAGGAAAUGUAAUUAUGUAUCUUGUCAUGCUGAGAUACUUAACGGAUGGUCAUGAGCCAAUAGACUGAUAGACUUGUAGAAUAAUAUUAAUGCUGCUUCACUGAAGUGUAAUCUUUUGAUCUUUUGGAAAUAUUGUAAAUUGGUCACUUGAACUCACUUUUAAGACACUUUGUUUUGUUUUGGGUUUGCA
Macadamia integrifolia is the source of this 1687-nucleotide messenger RNA. RefSeq lists its product as uncharacterized. The record is from RefSeq and is a predicted model, not a curated record. Bases 805 to 1323 code for a protein of 172 amino acids. The transcript has 5 exons. NCBI's taxonomy places the organism in Eukaryota, Viridiplantae, Streptophyta, Magnoliopsida, Proteales, Proteaceae.